GGCGGCGGCGGCAGAGGCAGAAAUUGGUCUGCAAAAUGAAGACCUACCUGGGCUAGAGGUUCUCUGUGAAUGUCAGCGUUUUAGUCCAUUACUGGAUCCUUUACGUCACUGUGUAUCAGCCCUGACUCUGCCAUGAGUGCCUCAUCCCUGCCCUUUGUGGUUGGAGGAAACACUGUGGAAGACCAGCGGGCUCGCUGGGAGAGAAAGCGUAGCAGGACAGCCAAAGAACUGCUGGAAACGGAACACAAAUACCUUGAGCAGCUGGAUUUGGUGCUCACAUACUUUGUGACAAUUUUAAAGGCCAAAGGAACGCUGAAACCUGCUGUGUUGGAAACUAUAUUUGGACCCCUGGAGUCAUUAUAUUCAGCCAGCCAUGUUCUGUCACUUCACCUGGAGAAAGGGAAUCUGGGACCAGGACUAGAAAAUUUUUGUCAGAGUCUGGAUCUUUAUGGCCACUAUGCUGAGAAUUGGGAGCAGGCAAAUAAAACUUUGAAGGAGCAAAUGAGGAAAAAUAAGUCAUUCCGGCAGUUUAAGAAACUCCAGGAGACUCGACCUCAGUUUCAAGGGAGGGAGCUAGAGGAUCUGCUCUCUUUGCCUCUGCAGAGGCUGCAUCAGUACAAACAUUUCUUCAGAGAUCUGCUGGAGAACACCAGCCCAGACACUGCUGAGCACCAGAAACUUGCAAAGACUGUGCAAUCUGUUAGUGAGGUAUCUCACUGGGUCCAAGACAUCUUCGAUAAGAGAGAGAACUCCUUGCAGUUACUUCGGGUUCAGAAGUUGCUCAAAGGACAAAAGACUCAGGUUUUGACUCCAGGGCGCUGGUAUAUCCGUGAAGGCUGGCUUUUGGUGGUGCCUUCAAAGGGAGAAGAGCUGAAGCGCAGGAUGUUCUUCCUGUUCUCUGAUAUCCUCAUUGCAGCGAAGCCCUGCCACCCACUGCACCCACUGAACUCCAAAAAACUGUCCUGCCAGGCUGUCUACCCGCUCCACCAGUGCUCAGUGGAUAAAGUGUUCGGCCACACGUGGAGCCAGGGAGGGCUUCUCAGUCUUUCCUUUCCAAAGAAGACACUGCUGUUGAUGUCCAGCAAUCAAAAAGAGAUCAAUGACUGGUACCGGAGUCUCACAGCUGCGGUCAGGCAGCUGAAAGUCUGACCCACCCGAGUACAGACUGGCAGGGCAACCACCUUCAUGGGAGAAGCUUCCACAAUCUUAUAAAAUGUUCAGCGACAUAUAGUAGCACUGAAUUGAGGACUACACAUCGUCUUUGUGAGAUGAUGAGCAGCUAUGUUAGCUGCCCUAAUAUGCAUACAGAUACUGCCAAAAAUGCAUUUGUAUAUAAAAUGAACAUGUAUCAAAGAUUUCCCCAAUUUAGCUUAGAAGCUUCUAGCUUUUUGUACUUUACUAAACUCAGAUUAUUAACUUAAGGUCAAGCAGAUGAGAGUGUGACUUGUUUCCCCUCAUUAAAUGUUUUUUAAAGGUGUUUUUGUAUUUUGUUAAAGCCUCAGCAUGGACUUCUAAUAAUGUGGAAGUUGUGCAGCAGUUUACUUCAGAAAACAUUUGAAUAUGAUCAACUGCAAAGAGAACAAUUUCAAGGUUAUUAGAAACAUAAAGUCUCUCUGAACACUGACCUCCUCUUAGCAGUUCAACUGUUUUUUCUUUUUCCUUAAGCAGUACCACCCAUCUUUAACUUCUCACUUGUGUUUAUUAAAACAGAACUGGUACUGUGUGAAAUAAGUGUCUUGAAGAGAGUAUAUAAUGAAGGUUCUUUGUCUUUCCAUACUAUUAGCUUGCUACACAGAGCCACUUAUUUAAAUCUCUUAAGAUUGUGAAACUUUGGAGCAACAAGGUUUAGGAAGCCACACUAGUUCCACAGUAUUUUGCCAAGAAAGGUUGGACCUAGUGUUCUUGAAGUUCUUUCCAUCUGGGUAUUCUAUCCUGUGACAUUAUGUUGGAGUUGGUUUUGUUUUGAGUUUUUUCACUUCAAAGUCACAGCUAGAACUUCCAAGUACUAGCUGUGCCUGAAAUUAAAGACGUAGCUAACAAUUUAAGAUUCUUAUUGCUCAGUAUUUAUAUCACUCUGAAAAAGUUCUGCUACUCCUUUUUUUUGUUCUAAUAGAGUAAUAUGAUGUCUUGCAAUCCUGCCUUUGAAGCUGGAGUGUCUGUCAAGCUCUUGCUAGAUUGUUAUGACUUGUGCCUAUGUUACCACCUUAUGACAAGUUUCUUUGGUUGUCUCUUUAUAGAACUUAGCUCAGUGUUACCAUCCUAUUUGCAUUCAGUGCUUUUUAAACAGCGAUAUCUUAUUUCUCACUAAACUUCCCACCCUGAAAUGCUGAACCCUGGCUCAUACCAAAACCAUUUUUCUAGAAUAAGCUACUAAUUUACAAGCACAGGCACUACGGUAAGUCAGAGGAGGUUUGUGUAGGAUAUUAGGAAGAAUUUGUUCACAGAAAGGGUGAAUAGACACGAAUGAGCUGUGUAGGAGGCGGUGGAGUCACAGUUCCUGGAGGUGUUAAAGAGUGGAUGUGGCACUUAGUGUCAUGGUCUGGUUGACAUGAUGGUAUUUGGUCUUAGGUUGGAUUUGGUAAC
Molecule: messenger RNA, 2583 nt
Organism: Prinia subflava (tawny-flanked prinia)
Lineage: Eukaryota; Metazoa; Chordata; Aves; Passeriformes; Cisticolidae
Gene: ARHGEF39
Product: Rho guanine nucleotide exchange factor 39
Exons: 11
Coding region: 133-1149 (338 amino acids)
Biological process (GO): positive regulation of cell migration
Cellular component (GO): plasma membrane
Molecular function (GO): guanyl-nucleotide exchange factor activity
Source: RefSeq, a predicted model, not a curated record